UGGUCGCAACUACAUUUAAUCUUCGUUUAAUUCUGUCGAGUUGAUAGAAAUUCAUCGCGUUCAUUAUAACGCUGUAUUUAAAUUGUGUCUAAUUACUUCAUUGUAUUGCCAGAAAAUACAAACUUACUUAACCUGUCGCGUAGACCGGCAUCGUCGGGAAUUGUAGUUCUUUGCUGAAAACGUCAUCAGUAGGUCAUGCAGUAGCUACUAGCAACUCCUCGCAACAGAGAAAGCUGGGCAUGGCUGGUGUGAGGACGGAUGAGGAUUUAGUUUCGGAGUACCUGGCCCAGAACCGGGAGGUGGCCCAGUGGGUCGACACUUUGAGAGGCUACUGUGAGAACAACAAACAGUGGUUAGCUCGCAGAGAGUUCAUCCUAAGAAACAUGGACGCAUACCCAACAGUGAAACCUGGAGUCUCCAACAGCAGUUUGGACAGGCUGCUGUCCCUCUCCAUGGUCUGGGCUAAUCAUGUUUUCCUUGGCUGCAGCUAUCCUGAGGCAGUCAUGGAGAAGAUCAAGGUGAUGGGUGAAGGAAUAGUUGUCCCAGACCCUCCUCUUCAUAAAACGACACGCACAGAAAAGUGCAGUACCUCAUCAGGAGCUCCCGAUGACAGCUGCGCAAAAAGAGCCAGAUUGGCUCCUAAUGAGCCCGACGGUCGACCGGCAGGGAAAACAUCCAACCGACCUAUGAGUCAGAAAUCCGGGCCGCCUCUGCAGGCGCCGGCCGAGCACCAGCCUUUCUUCAACCGCCUCUACAAGGCUGUGGCUUGGAAGUUGGUGUCGGCGGGGGGCUUCGGGCCCAACUUGGACCAUUUCGAAAUACUUUGUAGCUGCGUGGAGUCCUGCAAACAGACUCUGACGUGCGUCUUCGUGCCGCUUAAGGACAUCACGGGCCUCCCCACGGGUCGCACACAGAAGGAAGGUCACGUGUGCGAAAUUCGUUGCCAGACUGUCUACUUGGGCACCGGCUACGGGCGUGACGAAGCCGCCGCACGAGCCAUGGCUUCCAAGGAGGCCCUGAAAGUGUUUCAAGGUCGAAAAGUGACAGUGAAGAUCGCCAGAAGACGCUACAAAGGGAGGGACGUAGAGGAUUUAUUGUUGUUGGACGAGCAGCCCCGGAAUCAAGGAUUCCCUCCCGCGCUCAGCUACCCUUUUCAGGAGGAGUGUGCAGGGAACCCCUCUUAGUAGACUGUGCAAACUUGUGAAUGCUGGAACAUUAGCGUCUACUGAAUGGAGCACGGUAGAAGAGUUGUGGGUUUGGGGACCACACCCUCGUGCUGCUUCUUGUCUCAUAUCAGCUUUGGAUGUCUUGGUUAUGAUUAGGAAGUAAAGUAAAAAAGACUCAUUGAGAGCAAGGAGGUUCACAUUGCGUUUUGUAGUGCACUUUUUUUUUUUUUUUUUUUUUUUGUAAAUAAGGCAUAGUUCACAGGUUGAUUUAAAGAUGGAAAUGAACUUGACUGCUUUGUGUUAAAAAGGAGGCUUGCUAGCAAAUUUACUUUCCACACAAACCUGCGGAGGAUAUUUAUGUUCAAGGAAUCCAUUCUAGGCCCAACCCCACCCACACACACACAUUUGUGUUUGAUUAAUAUCCCUGUAAGGGGGGGGGGGAAGUUUCCAGUGUGUCAGGGUCAGCAAACGCGGAAAUAAAGUUCACCUCAGAACAAACAACAAAGAACCGAGGGAUGAGUUUAAGGGUUUAUUGUAGACAAAACAAAAGACGUGAUAGCGGAAAAGUGGGGAAAUAACAAAACGGCUCCAUGACAGAAGGUCGACCGGGAUCAAUACUAUAAACGUGAGGGUAAACCAAGGUGGUAGGCAGAAAGCCAAUAAAACAACUAGAAAUACACUCAAAUCCAGAAGGUAGAGGAAGUUUGACUGUUAGAUAAUUUACAUUGAUAUGGUUUGAUUUCAUGGCAUCUGGCUUAUAUUUUUCAAAGCAUAUUCAUUUGCUUAGGUUGUUGAAACUAUUGUACUUGCUGUUUGUGCAAUGUAUUCUUAUACAUACUGCUUGCUCUUUUACGAUGCGGUCAUUUUUUGUAAUAAUGCAUAUAGCCGGGGUGAACCAUUUUGUUAAAAAUCAAUAAUACGAUUGUUCUUGAGUGCUGUAACUAGUUUCAAAUUGAUUUAUUUGAGUCACUAAGUGAAAAUUUUGGCAGGGUAAAUGUCACUCUCCAAUCUUAAUUGUAUUGUUAUUUUUCCCAGUCUCGACUAAUCAGCAGGGUUAUAUGGGGGGGCAGUUGUCACACAUUCACAACAUUGUGUUACUGUAAGUUUACAGCUCAAAAUUUUCGUUUUGAAUAAAUGUUAAACCUCAAACCUGUUUAUUGGUCUUGAAGAUGUAUGCUUCCUUUUGCUGUCCCAAGAAAGAAAUAUCACGUCAAGUUGCAAUUCAGUAGUGCAGCAAGAAUUAAUCGAUUAACUCGAGUAACUCGAUUAGAAAAAAGCUUGAAUCAAAUUUUGCUGCUUCGAGUAUUCUUUUAACUAGAGUGGCGUUGUAACGGUUUGUUUUGAAAGUGUUUGCAUUUAGUUUUAUUGAUUUGGGUGGAGACACUGCCCUCUAUUGGCAACAGUGAAUAUGACGUAAC
Messenger RNA from Corythoichthys intestinalis (scribbled pipefish), 2584 nucleotides. It is a transcript of the gene cdkn2aip, whose product is annotated as CDKN2A interacting protein. NCBI's taxonomy places the organism in Eukaryota, Metazoa, Chordata, Actinopteri, Syngnathiformes, Syngnathidae. Bases 240 to 1184 code for a protein of 314 amino acids. The record is from RefSeq and is a predicted model, not a curated record. The transcript is spliced from 4 exons. Gene Ontology annotation, cellular component: nucleoplasm; nucleolus.